Molecule: messenger RNA, 1770 nt
Organism: Aureobasidium subglaciale EXF-2481
Lineage: Eukaryota; Fungi; Ascomycota; Dothideomycetes; Dothideales; Saccotheciaceae
Exons: 1
Coding region: 41-1708 (555 amino acids)
Biological process (GO): proteolysis
Molecular function (GO): zinc ion binding; metallocarboxypeptidase activity
Source: RefSeq, a predicted model, not a curated record
GUCUGCCUGCACACACUCACUCGAGCAGCAAGACUCAACAAUGCGCGCCUCGUCGUUGGGGCUCGUCGUCGCUUCGACAUUGCUGCUUCCGACUGCCUCUGCCGUACCCUCACAUGCACAACCACCCCCAUCAUCUCAGCAACCAUUGCAUCGCCCGGCAUGGCGCUCCGUCACCGACGCCAUAGUUCGCACCAUCUGGAGCCCGCCGCCAAACUCUCGACCCGACUCCCAAGUCCACAAGAACAGCGACGAUGUUGUCGUGCGCUUCAACAUUAGUAAUUCCAAGGAUGCAACGAGCCUGGCCGAUGCUGCAGACACUCUCUUCCUCGAUCUAUGGGAGUUUACCGACGAUUGGGUCGACAUUAGACUACAGAAAGACUUGAUCCCUUCGUUACUUGGCCUGCUGCCUGCUUCGCUACACCAAGCACAUAACCUGCUCAUGGACGACUUCACUCUUCAGAAUGCCAUUUCAGAUACAUAUCCUUCGUCCCGCUCCUCUCGUCUACUUCAAUCCAAUGGUCCUACUCACCAUAAUGCCUUUGGCCCCAAGCUUGGCGUUUCGUCAUCCGACAACAUCUUCUUCAACGACUACCAGCCUCUUUCCGUCAUCCAACCUUGGAUGCGUCUGAUGGCCUCCCUCUUCACAACCCACGUGCGUGUCAUCAGCAUUGGAACUACAUAUGAAGGCCGUGAUAUUCCUGCCAUGCGUAUCGGCGUUCACCCGACCAACAACGACUCUCCUACACGCCGAAAGACCAUUCUAAUUACUGCUGGCCUACACGCCCGCGAGUGGAUCUCAACCAGCACCGUCAACUACAUUGCAAACUCGCUCAUCACUGGCUACGGGAAGAACCAUGUCAUCACUAGCCUGCUGGAAGAGUUCGACUGGGUCAUCGUACCUACCAUUAAUCCAGAUGGCUAUGUCUACUCCUGGGACCACGAUCGUUUAUGGCGCAAGAACCGUCAACAAACUUCUCUGCGCUUCUGCCGUGGUCUCGAUCUCGAUCGUAGUUUCUCCUACAAGUGGGACGGUGCGAACUCCAGAUCGAACCCCUGCAGCGAGUCGUUCUCAGGUUCCGAGCCCUUUGAAGCUGUGGAAGCCAAGCAGCUGUCUGAUUGGGCACGCAAUGAGACCGAUAACAACAAUGUUGACUUCGUAGGUCUUCUCGAUUUGCACUCGUACUCGCAGCAGAUCUUGUACCCCUUUUCGUACACCUGCGAGGAGAGCCCUCCCAACCUUGAGAAUUUGCAAGAAGUGGCUGCUGGUCUGUCAAAGGUCAUGCGUUUGUCUGGCGGACGCUACUACCAGUCUGCACCGGCGUGCGAGGGCAAUGUUGGCUAUGUCGCUAUUGGUGAUCGUCAAGUCUUCCCCCGCUUCGAAACCGGUGGCGGCAGCUUCCUUGAUUGGUUCUACCAUGAUCUGAAGGUGAAGUACACGUAUCAAGUCAAGCUCCGUGAUCGCGGUACCUAUGGCUUCUUGCUACCUAGAGAUCACAUUGUCCCUACUGGCAAAGAAGUCCUGGACGCUGUGAUCUAUUUCGGAAAGUUCCUUGGAGGCCAGCUUGAUUUUGCUGCCGAGGACGAGCAGCAGGGCGAGUUCAAGCCAUCUGCACAACAAAGCCAAGUUCCCGAGGUCUUUGAGGAGGCAGAAUAUGUUGAUGUAGAUGACGAAGACGUCAUGUGGGAACUUAGGCGGAGACGCGCCUAGCCUUUGAAAUCUUGCAUCUAGCCACUUUCUAUGUUGAUACCCUUACUUAAUUGCAUAAUUGC